Dipodomys spectabilis (banner-tailed kangaroo rat) is the source of this 1119-nucleotide messenger RNA. RefSeq names its product SH2 domain containing 6 (gene Sh2d6). Gene Ontology annotation, cellular component: cytoplasm. The transcript is spliced from 16 exons. The record is from RefSeq and is a predicted model, not a curated record. Gene Ontology annotation, biological process: intracellular signal transduction; cell surface receptor protein tyrosine kinase signaling pathway. NCBI's taxonomy places the organism in Eukaryota, Metazoa, Chordata, Mammalia, Rodentia, Heteromyidae. Bases 1 to 1119 code for a protein of 372 amino acids.
AUGCCUCACACCUUUUGUGCCAAAUCCUGGACUACUGGAAGGCAGAGCUCAUCUAAUCCAGCCAUGGACAAGCUCAGUGGGACCAAGGCCCGGUUGGGGCCACCUCUUCCACCCCCCAGAUGCGUGGAUGCCUCAGCUUGGAGAGAGGAUGCCCUCAGCUCAUCUCCUCUGUCUACUCCAGAGACCUGGAGACACAGGGCCCAAGAGGAGGAGGAAGAGGAUAAGUAUGAGCUGCCCCCCUGUGAGGCUGUGCCCCUCAAUCUGGCCCCUGCACACCUUGCGGGUGCUGAGGAGGAGUCCUUGUACCUGGAUUGCUCUGGCCCCUUCGGACCACCCAAGCCACCACCCACCAUGGGGAGAGACCUUCCCCCAAGUCACUCCUUCUCCAUUCACCCCACACCAGGCAACCAUUUUCCGCUGAAGGCAGCAAUGAACCCGCAGUUGACCACAAAGCCAGGACCUGCCUUUGGGAGUCGAGGGCGAGAGGUGAUAUCCAGAGUGGUGGCAACAGGCCCUGCAAAGGAUCAGGAUGAGGAUGUCUACCUGAAGUGUGAGCCUGAUCCAGUCCCAUCCUUAACUAGGUCUCUGAGCUCCAAAGCCCUGAUGCCCCCAGUCCCUCUGCCAAGGACACCUGUGAUUCCUAGGCCCAACAUAGUACCCCAGGAUGCCUGGAGUGGAGCAGCAGAUGUCACCUCUAAAGUGGGAAGGAAAGCCCCUCUUCCCUCCACAGCCCACCCUGGGAGCAGUUCAGCUGCCAAGGACAGUAGCCUGCUGGCCCAGCCUUGGUACUCAGGGAACUGUGACCGCCAUGCUGUAGAGAGAGCCUUGCUCUGCUUCCAAAAGGAUGGGGCCUACACAGUGCGCCCCAGCUCAGGGCCUCACACUUCCCAGCCCUUUACCCUGGCAGUGCUUCUCCAAGGCCGGGUCUUCAACAUUCCCAUCCGGCAGCUGGAUGGUGGGCGCCACUAUGCCCUGGGCCGGGAGGGCAGGAACCAUGAGGAGGUCUUCUCUUCCGUGACCACCAUGGUUCAGCACUAUUCGAAGCAUCCCCUGCCCCUGGUGGACAGACACAGUGGCAACCGGGAACUUGCCUUCCUGCUCUUCCCCCUCAAGCCUUAA